AUGUCAGGUCUCACCGUUCCCACUCAUGGGAACCUAGUCGCAUCCAAGACCCUUGACGGCCACACUGGCUGGAUCUGGGACGUCACUCCUUCUCGCAAUGGCGAACUCGCCUCCGUCUCAAAUGACAUGACCAUCCGUCUCUGGAACGCCAAUACCGGUCUCCAGCGCGGCCCGGCUAAAGAUAACGGCCACUCAAACUGGGUUCGUGCUGUGCGUUUCUCCCCCACUGGCCGUCUGCUGGCUACCGCUUCUGAUGAUAUGACCGUUCGCAUCAGAGAUGCCAAUACCGGCUUCACUUACCGCACGCUCCAGGGCCACACGGGCAAAGUGCGUGCUGUGGAGUUUUCCCCGGAUGGGAAAACCCUUGCGUCUGCUUCGGAUGAUUUUUCCGUCAGAUUGUGGAAUGCGGCUGAAGGGUCGCUACUCAAAAUCCUCGACGGUCACUCUGGUUGGGUGCGCUCUGUGGCUUUUUCGCCUAAUGGGAAAACUCUUGCUUCAGCUUCGGAUGAUAAUUCAGUUCGGCUCUGGGAUACAACUUCCGGAAAGGAAAUUCUUUCUUUGGGUGGCCAUGACUCUUCGAUUCGGGUCGUUUGCUUUUCUCGGGAUGGGAAGCUGCUCGUAUCUGGAUCGCAGGACAAAACGCUGCGCAUUUGGGAUACGACUUCGGGCGAUUUGCUAGGCGUUCUCAAGGGGCACUCGGGUCCUUUGCGAACUAUUGCAUUCUCGGAUGAUGGUCGCAUGAUGGCAACCGCGGCGGAUGAUCUGACUAUCCGGUUGUGGGCUGUACAAUCUGGUUCGCCGUUGGAGGUUUCCUGUGUCAGUGUUGUUACCGGUUAUUCUGGUUGGGUUCGGGCUAUCAUUGUGGAAAAUGAUGGCAGUAUGGUGGUCUAUACGUCUGAUGAUAUGACUAUCAAGAUAUGGAGAUCGGUGUGA
Molecule: messenger RNA, 933 nt
Organism: Penicillium soppii
Lineage: Eukaryota; Fungi; Ascomycota; Eurotiomycetes; Eurotiales; Aspergillaceae
Product: WD40 repeat domain-containing protein
Exons: 1
Coding region: 1-933 (310 amino acids)
Biological process (GO): vesicle transport along microtubule; establishment of mitotic spindle orientation; microtubule organizing center organization
Cellular component (GO): cytoplasmic microtubule; nuclear envelope; microtubule associated complex
Molecular function (GO): microtubule plus-end binding; dynein complex binding
Source: RefSeq, a predicted model, not a curated record